Molecule: messenger RNA, 822 nt
Organism: Myzus persicae (green peach aphid)
Lineage: Eukaryota; Metazoa; Arthropoda; Insecta; Hemiptera; Aphididae
Product: leucine-rich repeat extensin-like protein 3
Exons: 2
Coding region: 1-732 (243 amino acids)
Source: RefSeq, a predicted model, not a curated record
AUGAAAAUUGUAAGAAUUGUAUUUGGUUUGGCAUUAGCCUGUUUGGCUAAGGUCGAAGCAACUCCUUGUGGUGGAUUUCCAUACCUUCCAGAUCUUUGUCUAGAUCUUGCGCCACCUGCAAUACCAUGUCCUCUUCCUCUUCCUCUUCCUCUUCCUUGCUUACCACCAUGUCCACCUCCAUGUGUUCCGGCUCCAAAAUUGAUACCAGUACCACUAUCACCUCUACCUUGUUUCUCUAUUCCACCAUUAUGUCCACCAUGCCUACCACCUUUACCACUCCCCUGCUCAUCACCACCACCACCACCACCACCAUGCUUCCUGCCAGCACUACAAAGUCCUCUCCCUCUUCCACUACCUUGCUUACCACCAUGUCCACUUCCUUGUCCAGCACCACCAUGUGUUCCACUACCUAAGUUGAUACCAGUACCACUAUCACCUUUACCUUGUUUUUCUAUUCCACCAUUAUGUCCACCAUGCCUGCCACCUUUACCACUCCCUUGCUUACCACCCCCACCACCACCAUGCUUCCUGCCAGCACCACCAUGUCCUCUCCCUCUUCCACUACCUUGCUUACCACCAUGCCCCCUUCCUUGUCUAGCACCUCCAUGUGUUCCACCGCCAAAGUUGAUACCCGUACCACUAUCACUUCUACCGUGUUUCUCUAUUCCACCAUUAUGUCCACCUUGUCCACCAUUAUGUCCAACUUGUCCACCACCUCCUUGCUUUUGUUAAUAAGGCUUGACCUUAUUUGUUGAUUUUAGUUAUGUUUUUACUGUUUAAUAUGGUAUCAUAUUAUAUCCACCAACUUAACAAAAACUGGAU